GCUCAAACUGCGGACGGAAGCAGCGGAGAAGUUGAAGUUUGACUGAAGUUUUCUUUAAAGUUAACCCGUUUGUUCCAGUUCUGAUCUGAUGUGACAGCGGAACCAGUCCCGGGUCCGAACGGGUCGGUGUUAGCCGUUUGUUAGCCUGUUAGCUUCCCAUCGAGCCGCAGACACACUUUAGUGACAGGUUUUAGUUCCAACAUGUCCGAACCAGGAGCAGAUUUCAGGGGACAGUUUCUGUAUGACCUGCCCUCCAACGUCAACUAUGAGUUCUGCCGGAUCAUGGACGGGCUGUCCGACCGGGACUGGACCCGCUUCGCCUCGGAGGUCCUCAUUGAUCAGACUGAAGUGCGACUGGCUGAGAGGAAGGAGAGGCGGACCGACCCGGUGAUGCACCACUGGGGGAACAGGCUGGGGCGUGUCGGUGACCUGCUCGACCUACUGGAGCGUCUUGAGCUGCUCCGCCCACGUGAUGUCAUCCUACGCUGGGCGUCCUCUGUAAAGCCUCCUCCUCCUCCUCCUCCUCCUCCUCUUGUCUCCAUGUCUCGGUUCGAUCCCCCUCCCAAAAAACCGCUGCCCUCGUCCACACAGGUCACCUACAGAAUGAGCUCCACAGUAGAUAGAGGAGGAGGAGGAAUUUGCCUACCCAGACCAGACCCACCCCCCCAGAGUUUGAAGUCUAACAUCCACCAGCCCCCCCAGUGUCCUCCAGUGAUGGCAGCAUGUGGUGGCGUUGGCUGCGUUGGCGGCAGUGUCGGCACUGGCGUGAUGUGUUGGCCAUAUGAAGAGCUGCAUGCUGGGACAAAGGGGUUCUCCCCCGUCCUGCAGGUCGGAGAGGGGGGGUUUGGAGUUGUGUACCGAGCAUCUCUGAGGAACACCGACUACGCAGUGAAGAGAUUCAAACAGGACUGUGGAUUAGACUGGGCUCUGCUGAGGGACAGUUUUCAGACUGAAGUGGACAAACUGUCAAAGUACAGACAUCCAAAUAUCGUAGACCUACUGGGCGUCAGUGAAGGCGGAGGGUCCUUCUGUCUGAUCUACAGCUACAUGGAGAACCGCUCACUGGAGGACCAGCUGCACAAUGACCAAGGUGGACUCUCCUGGUCUCAGAGGGUCUCUGUGGUUGAAGGAGCAGCGAAGGCCCUGGAGUUCCUUCACUUCCCCCCAAAAGGUCAAGAACGGCUCAUUCAUGGAGAUGUCAAGAGCUCAAACAUCCUGUUGGACCGCCACCUAGAGGCGAAGCUCGCAGACUUCGGGUUGGCUCGAUUUGGUGCUCGAAACUCUUCGGGACAAAACUCACGGGCUCAGACGACGACAAUGGGAAAAACAGCAACGGUGAGAGGAACGCUGGCGUACCUGCCAGAUGAGUAUGUGAGGAACGGAGAGCUGGGGACCACCAUAGACGUCUACAGCUUUGGAGUGGUGUUGUUGGAGGUUUUGACGGGUCGGCGGGCACUGGAAAAAGACCGGAAGUCAGGAAGAGAAAGAUAUUUGAGGGACAUAGUGAACGAGGUUCAGGACACUGAGGCCGACUGGAGGAAACAGCUGGAUCAGCGGCUGAUCUCAGCAGGGGGCGCUGGAGAGCCUACAGGCUGUAUGCAGAUGGUGGCUCUGGCCUGCAACUGUUUGGACAAGAAGAAGAAGAAGAGACCCGCCAUGUCUGAGGUGGUCGAGAAACUCCAGAACAUCCACUGCAUCCUGAGGAAGACUUCCUCCCUUCGUUCCUCUUCCUCCCUCCCUUCCAGCCUUCAACCCCCUUCCCGCUCCUUCCCUCGACCACCCCGGUCUCUGGACUCCUGUAUAGGGGCUUUGUCCAACCAGCUGUCUCAGAUGAGACCUUUGGAGGACACCUACCUGGCCCCAUCCUCUUCCUCCUCCACACCCCCUCCCCACCCACUCCACUCCUCCCCCUCCUCCUCCUCCUCCUCCUCGUCACUCCCCUCCUCCUCAUCAUUUGCCGGUCCAUGUGAAACCGAUGAGAGUCGAGGUUUCUCCCAGUAUGAUGUUCGCUCCCAGUUCUCAGGACCUACUGGGACCCAAUUCAAGUCUAAUGGGACCUGUUCGAGGUCUCUGUCCCCGUCCACCAGAGACCAUUACCACAGUCAGACUGGGCCCCCAGAGUCCCAGUCAAAGCAGCCUUCUGUCCCCACUGAGGACCAGUACAAUUUUCCACCUCAGUCAGGAGUCAUAUCACGACCAGAAACAGCAGGGGGCGCAGGACCAAUUCAGCCGAGGGUCUGCAAGGUCCCAGAAUGCCUUUCUCCUGGAGGGUCCCUACAGUCCUCGUCUCCAGGUCCCUCAGUCCAGCUGAAUCCCAGUAAACAGCAUUUACUGGUGAAGAAUGCUCUGUACGAGGAGGGAAGAAUCGACACACCUGAACUACUCUCCUCUGAAAACAUCUAUGCGGAGAGAAGUUCUGCAGAGUCCAGAGGCCCAGAGGAAAGUGAUGAGCUGGAGUAUCUUUCCUCUGAACACAAAUGAACGACUGUUUCUGUUUCGAACUCUUUGACCGAUCGACAUGCAUGAUGCUGUCACACUGUUAUAUUUUCCCGAAGGACCAAAGAUGAUUUAGUGUUUUAUUAAUUGGACAGAGUCUGUUUAUCAGUGUUUAAAAUCUACAGAGACACCAGGGGCUGCAUUCAUAAAGGCUAAGAGUUGAUCAUAUACAGGAGAAAACAGUGGAAAAGUCAGUGAUGUAGAGGAAAUGUUCUCUAAACAUUUUAUGGUACUGAAUUAAUAAAGAACAAUAGAUUAUACUGUUGCAUGAACAACAUGAAUCAUGGUCAUGUACCAAAAACAUCUGAAAUAGUUUUACUCAACCAUUCCCUUUCUGUUAAUGCCAAGUAGAUUAAAUAAAUAACCAGGUAAGUAAAUAUAGAAAUAAACAAAUAAUGUGGAACAAUUAUGAGUGGGAGGAUUGCGGACUUAUCACUGUGAAUUUUACUACAUCACUCCUUAGCUACAACUCUUUGCCUUAUGAAAUUUUCCUCAGAUUGUUUGUGAAUACAGCCCCAGAGCUUCACUAAGGUUUCAUCCGUUAUCCAUUUCUGGUUUUACAUUUUCUCUUAUGUCACCUCCUCAUAUUAUUUAGUAAACCAAUAAGCUUACCAGCACAUCACAAUGAUCCUGCUGCUUUUUACUGAUGUGAACAGCAGGUGAAUCACACACAUUCCUGUCAACUACACUAAAAAAAAAAAAAUAUAUAUAUAUAUCAUCAGCGCUCGCCUUAAUCAUCAGCAUUCCAACACGGCACCAUAAAUACACGGAUUUACAGCAGCAGAGGUACUAAAACUAAUCAGAUAAAAUUAGUGACUUGUUUGUUUUCAGUACCACUCAUAUCAACUAUUUAUUUUUAAUGUUUAUUGAUGUUUCACAGACAUAUGUGAUUCUUUGCCAAAUAUUUUAUAAAAUACAAAAUAUGUUUUUAAUGCUUGGA
Molecule: messenger RNA, 3436 nt
Organism: Sphaeramia orbicularis (orbiculate cardinalfish)
Lineage: Eukaryota; Metazoa; Chordata; Actinopteri; Kurtiformes; Apogonidae
Product: interleukin-1 receptor-associated kinase 1-like
Biological process (GO): protein phosphorylation; signal transduction
Cellular component (GO): plasma membrane
Molecular function (GO): protein binding; protein kinase activity; ATP binding
Source: RefSeq, a predicted model, not a curated record